GUUAUCCCUAAUCCCAAAAUCUCCCAUUAGGUGCAAGAAUUCCCUUACUCCCUUCCCCUCCCUCGCAGAAUCCGCGUCCGUCCUCUCCGUCGUCGGCUUCCCUCCCGUCGCUAAACUCCAGCGUCCCUCUUCAGUCGCUCAUCCACGGCGUCCGUCGUCCGUCGCUGACCGAGAUCGAGAAGCUGCUCGGGUGGCUGUUCCUCGGUCCGUCGCUUAUCUCCCUCGCAGCACCACCAGUUCCGGCGUCGCGUCCCUCGUCCGUCGCUUAUCUCCGGCGUCGUUCCUGUCCCUCGUCGCUGACCCAGAUCGAGAAGCUUCUCGGGCGGCUGUUCGUCGGUUCGUUCGCCUUGCCAUCUCCGGCCUCGCGGCGUUCCUGCUCCGGCGACGCUUCUGCGGCCAUCGAUCUGCAAUCAUUUGCUGCACCAGAAUACUUAGAUCCGAGAGGUACACUACCGUUGACUGUUCACAAGCUUGGGACAACAGCUUCAGCGUGCAUGAUUGGUUGAAAGGAAACGUGUAUCAUUCAUUUUCUCUAGAUGUUUGGUUGAAAGCCUUGCAUCUUCGUAGUUGAGAGACGAUGGAUUUCGUGUCAUCUGUUAUGAACCUAACAAACACCACACUGGAUUGGAUGACAUUGGCAUUUGAUGCUCCUUUUGCUCGAGCUGUUGUUUUUGGAGUGCCCAUCAGUGGGCAUCUAUUUGUGGAGGGUCUUCUUCUAGUUGUUAUUCUCUUCCUUCUUUCCCAGAAAAGUUACAAGCCUCCUAAGCGGCCCUUAACAGAGAAGGAAAUAGAUGAGCUAUGUCAUGAAUGGGUUCCAGAACCUCUUAUACCUCCAAUCAAGGAAGAGAUGCAAUUUGAACCUCCAGUACUGGAAAGUGCGGCAGGGCCACAUACAGUGAUCAAUGGAAAAGAAGUUGUGAAUUUUGCCUCAGCAAAUUACCUUGGAUUAGUAGGACACGAGAAGUUACUUGAGUCGUGUACUACUUCACUAGAGAAAUAUGGUGUUGGUUCUUGUGGUCCUCGUGGAUUUUAUGGAACCAUUGAUGUCCACCUUGAUUGUGAGGCCAGAAUAGCUAAAUUUUUGGGCACUCCUGAUUCCAUACUUUAUUCUUAUGGACUUUCCACCAUGUUCAGUGCAAUUCCAGCUUUUUGUAAGAGGGGCGAUGUUGUCAUUGUUGAUGAAGGUGUUCAUUGGGGAAUACAAAAUGGGCUUUAUCUUUCUCGAAGCACAAUUGUGUAUUUCAAGCACAAUGACAUGGAUUCUCUACGUAGUACUCUGGAGAAAGUUACUCUAGAAAAUAAGAGAGCUAAGAAGCUAAGGCGCUAUAUUGUUGUUGAAGCCAUUUACCAGAUGGAGAAAUUCUUUAAUAGAAUUUACAAUUUACAGAAUUCAGGUCAAAUUGCUCCACUAGAUGAGAUCAUCCAAUUGAAGGAGAAAUAUCGCUUCCGUGUUCUGUUGGAUGAGAGCAACUCAUUUGGUGUCCUUGGCAGUACGGGAAGAGGUCUCACAGAACAUUAUGGCGUUCCAGUUGAGAAGAUAGAUAUCAUAACUGCUGCCAUGGGGCAUGCAUUAGCCGCAGAAGGAGGGUUCUGCACGGGAAGUGCCCGGGUCAUCGAUCACCAACGUCUGAGCAGUUCUGGUUAUGUCUUUUCUGCUUCGUUGCCACCAUACCUUGCAAGUGCUGCUAUAACUGCUAUUGGUAUUCUGGAGCAGCAUCCUGAUAUUAUUGCCAAACUCAAGAAAAAUGUUGCUGUACUAUGCAAAGGAUUGUCAGAUAUACAUGGCCUUCAGCUUGCAAGUGAUGCGCGUUCCCCAAUUGUCUUUAUCAAACUCAAGAAUUCCACCGGUUCCUUGCAGAAUGAUCUAAUGUUGCUUGAAACUAUUGCUGAUCGGGCUUUGGAAGAGGACGCGGUCUUUGUAGUAGCUUCCAAAAGGUCAAUGCUUGACAAAUGCUGCCUACCUGUUGGAAUCAGAUUGUUCGUGUCGGCUGGCCAUUCAGAAUCUGAUCUGCGAAAAGCAUCCGAAUCCUUAAAGCGAGUUGCAGCAGUGGUGUUGGCAGGUCAUCCUUGAAUCAGCUUUCAUUUCUAUUGCCGGUAAUCCUUCUAAGUUCUAACAAUUAUUUAAGAAGGAAACAAAUUCUCCCUAUAUACUCGAUAAAUUAAUUGGUUUGGACUGUAUAUUUAUUGUUUAUUAUUCUCUUAUAGCCAGCCCCCCUUCCUUUUUGACAUGCAAGAGCCAUACUGCAUUCUGGUUCUUGAGCUGAGGAAAGUUGUUUUGAUGGAACUGGGUGAUUUUGUAUCUUAUCUCACUUUGAUUGAUGUUCUGCUAUACAUUUUGCAUUGUGGAAAAGGAAAUGAUUUAGAAGAGAA
This is a messenger RNA of Diospyros lotus (date-plum), 2370 nucleotides long. RefSeq names its product long chain base biosynthesis protein 1. Gene Ontology annotation, biological process: ceramide biosynthetic process; sphingosine biosynthetic process. The record is from RefSeq and is a predicted model, not a curated record. Gene Ontology annotation, cellular component: endoplasmic reticulum. Gene Ontology annotation, molecular function: pyridoxal phosphate binding; serine C-palmitoyltransferase activity. The coding region runs from base 578 to 2071 and encodes 497 amino acids. The transcript has 13 exons. NCBI's taxonomy places the organism in Eukaryota, Viridiplantae, Streptophyta, Magnoliopsida, Ericales, Ebenaceae.